Daldinia childiae is the source of this 927-nucleotide messenger RNA. Its product is annotated as 54S ribosomal protein L27, mitochondrial. The record is from RefSeq and is a predicted model, not a curated record. Gene Ontology annotation, molecular function: structural constituent of ribosome. The transcript has 2 exons. Lineage: Eukaryota; Fungi; Ascomycota; Sordariomycetes; Xylariales; Hypoxylaceae. Gene Ontology annotation, cellular component: ribosome; mitochondrial large ribosomal subunit. Gene Ontology annotation, biological process: translation. Bases 1 to 927 code for a protein of 308 amino acids.
AUGAGGAUCGCUCAAUUGCAGCGGCCCAUAGUGGCGGCUGCUUCUAGUAUAUCGAGAGCAGCACCAGGUACCACGAUACGACAGCUACGAGACGUAUUCGGACAGCUAAGGAUAGGAGCCAAUAAUGCAGCGGUAGAAGGUCGAAGAAAUGCUGCUGUCAAGUCGCAGGGAGCAUACAAGUUACGAGACUCGAGCACGAUUCCGAAGAAGCUGGGCGCGAAGAAGAGCGGCGACUCCUAUGUGAUUACCGGAAACAUCAUCUACAAGCAGCGUGGUACGAAGUGGUUCGCAGGUGAGAACUGUGGUAUGGGCCGAGAUCACACUAUCUUCGCCUUGACUUCGGGGUACGUAAAGUACUACCGAGAUCCCGCGCGGCACCCGAAGCGACAAUAUAUCGGAGUUGUAUUCAACAAAGAGGAUACGCUACCUUACCCCACACAUGCGAUGCGCCGUCGCCGGCUCAACAUGACCGCAGCCCCUAUCCCACCCCCGCAACCAGAGCUCGCUCUCUCCGCCUCCGGUAUCCCGACACAAGUUGUACGUCAGGGCUACGGUCGCAAGCCCCAUCCGCGUGAUGAGCGUGUGAUCAAGUUAAGGGACGACGGUAGUUAUGCCUACGCAGAAGAGAGUUGGCGUCUGGGUACACUAGUGCGUACCGAGAAGCGCAAGAUGGGUAGCCGAAGAGUAGCCAUGAAGCACCGUCGCAGACGAACAAAGGCUAUCGCUCUCGAGAUGCGGGCUGAGCGUGAGGAUAAGAUUGCGCGACGCAAGGAGGCGUUGGAUGCACAGCGCGCCGCGAAGGCGAAGCGUAUGAGGGAGUAUAGGGCUCGUAAGGCGGCGGAGGCGAAUAAGGGAUCUGGACCGGGUGGUCAGAUGCCGCCUCCGGGAGAGGGAGGGAAGACUGAUCCUCCUAGGGUAGAAGCAUAG